AUGCUUUCAUUCGGCAAAAUCAUCCUCGCCGUCACCGCUGUUCUUGCUACACUCGUCUCUGCCUCUCCUGAAGCACAGGACGAUGCUCUGGCGCCUAUAAACGCAGGGGUCCAAGCCAUCGAGACGGAAGUCCCCGAGACCCAAGUCUAUCAGGGCACGGAUCCUGGCCCAGUACCUGUUCCAAAAACUACCGCCUCACCAACCCCUUCGCCUCGCUUUACCGCACCUGUCAAUAUCGUGGAGGAUAUAUGA
Endocarpon pusillum Z07020 is the source of this 252-nucleotide messenger RNA. RefSeq lists its product as uncharacterized. The record is from RefSeq and is a predicted model, not a curated record. Lineage: Eukaryota; Fungi; Ascomycota; Eurotiomycetes; Verrucariales; Verrucariaceae. Bases 1 to 252 code for a protein of 83 amino acids. The transcript has a single exon.